Messenger RNA from Diabrotica balteata, 4982 nucleotides. The record is from the annotation of a GenBank genome assembly. NCBI's taxonomy places the organism in Eukaryota, Metazoa, Arthropoda, Insecta, Coleoptera, Chrysomelidae.
AAUAAUCUAGUGGUAGUGGCACCGGUAUUUAUUUUGUAAAUCCACUCAACUUGAAAGAAAAUACAGUCGAUAAGGAAAACUAAAAGUUCGGUUGAUAAUAGUUAUGAACAAAUUACAUAUUUACAGUGUUUUACUUGGCCUCUUGCUAAGUAUAUUUUCUAGUGUUGCUGAAGGAUGUAAGGGAUGUGUUAAUUUGGAUGAAUACAACUUCGACAAAAUAAUUUCCAGAUUUGAAGCUGUUUUAGUUAAAUUCGACGUGAACUACCCCUACGGUGACAAACACGAUGUAUUUAACACUCUUGCUACAGAAAUUGUGGACAGCAAGAACUUAAUACUAGGACAAGUUGCUAUCAAAGAUUAUGGUGAGAAAGAAAAUGAAGAAUUCGCAAAAAAAUUCGGUAUACAAUCCAAAGAGGAUUUACCGGCACUCAGACUUUUUGUCCAAGGAGAGGAUGAACCAUUUGCUUUCCAUAAAAGUAUGUUAUGGAAUAACGAAAACUUGAAAAAAUUCAUAGUAGACCACACCAACAUUUACUUAGGACUGCCAGGAUGUUUGGAAAUAUAUGACAAAUUGGCCAACAAGUUUUCAAAAGCUAAUAAUAAGGACAAAGUUCUUAAAGAAGCCGAGGAAGCAGUUGCAAAGCUGGAUACAGAUAGAGAACGGGAUAUUGCUAAAACAUACAUCAAAUUUAUGAAAAAGACUAUUGAGGCUGGAGAAGCUUUUAUUAGCCAAGAGCAAAAACGUCUAAACAAAAUAGUAUCUGAAGGAAAAGUAAAUGAAAAGAAGAAGAGGGAACUAUCUAACCGUCUUAACAUACUCAAAUCAUUUAGUCAAGAAGUCUCAAAGACUGAACUCUGAUGGAAGUGGAUUUUACUUGCAUACCUAAUAGUUUUUCCAAUAAUGUAUGUUUUUGUUCAAAGUAAAUGCCAAAGAGCUGAUACAAUGUGUAAAGAUUGAAAAACAAAGAAAAUAAGUGCAUAUUCAUGAUCAUUUGUAUUGUCUUCCUUAAAAUGUUCUACAAAUAAAAGAGUUGACUGUGGAUUAAAAAAGCAACAUGACAAAUGUGGGCAUUUGAAAAAAUUAUGAAGAUAAUUUGAUCAUGCAUGUACAGUAGAACCCUGAUUAUCCGUGCUUCAUGUGAGCGGGCAUUUUUUUAUGUAUAUGUACGUUAUACAUACAUGCACAUAUACAUAUCAUAAAAAGAACAGAAAAAAUCAAACUCAUAAGUUCAAACUAAAGUUUAUAGUACAUAACAGAAAAAAAAACAGAUUUCUACCAAAAUAAAUUUUUAUAUUACAUAAUAAAAAUAAAAACUACAUAAAGGUAUUAUAUAUUUUAGGUGGCUAUGCUUUUGAAAAAUAAUCAGUCACUUUGGCCUAUGUUAAAAGUUUUCGAUUUUUUAUAAUUUUCUGAAAUAUUUUUUCUGACAUAAUUAUGCAAAUUUAAAAUAUCAACAAAAUCUGAAGAUUUUUGUUGCUCAAAAUAGUCUAUUACAACAUUGACAGCUUCCUCAGCCUUUUGGUUAGUUAUUCUGUUGGCUGUUGGUUAAUAAUGUUCCAUCAUUGUCUUCAUCUUAACUCUCAUUUUCGGAUGAAUCAGGUUGUGACGUACCAGGCUGAUGGGAAACCAGUUUGACAAUUUCGUCUUUGCUGAAGAGCUGAUAGCCAGACUCAUUUCUAUGACACUCUAUCCUCGAUUUCAUCAAUUUCUUCAAGCACUAGUUGCGUUGCGCACUAGUGCUUGAAUUCGCGAUACUUUCAUGUUCCUCUAGCGUCAUUAUUUUGUAAAAAGCUCUUUUGAUAGUAGUCUCUUUCACCCCAUUCCAUGCAUUUGCUACUGUAAAAAUUGCAUCUUGUAUGGUGAAUGAUUUCCAAAACUUCAUCCAACAAGUUCAUCAUAAAUUCUUUUCGGUAUAGUCGUUUCCUUGUCGUAAUAACAUCUUGAUCCAUUGGUUGAGCAAUGGUUGUAAUAUUAACUGGAAAAAAAAGAACAAAGAAAUUUCCAUUGUCAGAUCUUAGGGUCGCCUGAUUGGGAUGAGCACCAGCAUUAUCCAGAAGAAGAACCGCCUUUUGUGGUAAUUUUUCUUUCUUUAAAUAUAUAUUUACUUCAGGAAUGAACUUUUCAUGGAACCAGUCUUUGAAAAUGUCACAAGUUAUCCAGGCAGCCUUCUGCUUAUAAUAGUGAACUGGGAGGUUCUGUCGUUUCAUAUUUUUAAAAUCGCAAGAAUUUUUUGACUUUCCAAUCACAGUCAGCUUCAAUUUAUGGCUGCCAGACGCAUUGGCACAACACAAAACGAUUAUCCUAUUUUUACAUUUUUUAUACCCAGGUGUACUCAUCUCAUUACCUGCAACUAAAGUUUUUUUAGGUAUUGCUUGCCAGUAUAAUCCUGUUUCCUCAGCGUUAUAAAUUUGAGAAAGUUGUAAAUUAUUUUCUGUAAUUAUAGCCUCCAGCUUAUAGCAAAGUUCCACCAUUGCUUCUCCGUCGGCACUGAGCUUUUCGCCUUGGAUGGUAAGCUCAUGAAUUCCGUGACGUUUUUUGAAUCGAUGUAACCAACCACUGGAUGCAUUAAAAGGUUCUUUGAUUUUCAAAUUUUUGUGAAAAAUCUCCGCUUGCUUAGCAUACAUUGGUCCCGAAAUUGGUACGCCCUCUUCUGCCGAAACCACUUGGAAAGCGCUUCAUCGAGUUGUUGAAAGUCGAUCCUUUCAAAGAUUUCCGUGCAGGUAUGUUUUUAAAAGAGUCAGAUUGAGAUAUAAAAUUUUGUAGUUUCUAUUAAUGUCGCGUAUUGUUUGCUUACCAACUUCGUAGCUCCGUGAUAAUGAUGUGACACUUUCACCCUUUUCACUUCUGUUUAAAAUCUCUAGUUUUUGUUCAAUCGUUAAAACACUUCUCUUUCGUUUAAUACUGGUUGUUGACAUUUUGAAAAUAAAAACACGUUAUAAGAAUAACCAGAGUAGCGACUGAUUUCUAGCUUCCAACUAUGUAUGUAUGUAAAUACUAAAUCUCACACAUUCGACGUAAUACGCAGCCGCGGCGGCAUAUUAUAAGCUACUGAUUUCCAGUGAUUCCCCGAGCACUGACGCUAUGGAUAUUGCCAUUAUGCGCCUUUCCCACGACGUAGUAAUUUUGCGGUGAAGUCGUUCUGAUAAAACGCCAAUUCAAUGUUAAGUAGCACGGAUAAUCCGCACACGGAUAAUCGGGUUUCUACUGUAUAUUCUUUUAUAAUAUAUUACAUAUCAUGAAAAUAUACUUAUUUAAAACAUGCUAUGUCUGUCCCCAAAUAUCCUAUGAGAAUUUCUUUGUUUGAAAGUCAUUUAUUGUGUUUUAAAUUUUAAAUAUGUGGUGAUAGCAUUACUUCAGUUAUAAAAAUUAAAUUCAUAGUUGAUGGUUUAAGUUAUGAAAUAAAAUUAUUUUCGAAAUAUAUGAACAAAGAGUUCUAUCUUAAUUUUCUAUUAUAUUCUGGGAUAUUAUUAUUAUAUAUUAAAAACAAUAAUUUAUUAUAUCUUACAUUUCUGAGAAUAUAAAAGUCAUAGUAUGUGAAAUUAUAAUGAAUCACUUCUCUUUCUUUUUUGGGUAUCUCCAUUAGUGAAUAUUAGUGAGCAUUAAAUAUUUUUGUCUUCCAUAUGAAAUGGUAUCAAUAUUUUUUUUAAAAAGUGUUCUUUGAAAACUUGAGUAACACAAUUUUAAUUAAAAAUAUUUUUUAUAUUUUUAAUUUCUACUUUAAAGAUCAUUAUCAAAAUACCAAAGAUUAAACUUAUUUUCAUAACAAUUUUUGAAGUGGAAAUUAAAAUUGUAAAAUGUUUUUGAUUAAUUUUUUGGUUUAUUUAUUAAUAUAAAAAAUGCCAGAGGAAACUAGUUUCAAAACCAUAUUCUCUAGCAAUAUUUAAUUUAUUUUAAAACACAAAUAAUAUCAAACAUGAUAGUUCUCUGUCAAUAGUUUUAUGAGUCUUGUAUACUACUUUUUGAAAUAGAAUUUUUUCAAUAACUGUGGUGUCAUUCCCAACAAAAAAAACAUACUUGGCCAUUUAGUUACAUAGUUCAAUCUCUAAAAUAGCUCUAUCUCACAUUUAACUAUAUUAAGGGUUUGUGUUAAAAAUAACUUGUACCUUCGAUAGAUGCAGUGGUAUUAUUUGAUAAUGACAUGUCAGUGUAUUGCAAGUUGUGUUAUAGAUAUAACUACUAUCUGGGUAUAGAUUUUACAGCUUUAGUUGUGAAUUUUCACAACUUAUACUACUCUUGUGCUUUUCUUCUAUCUGAAAUGAGUAUGAACAUCUUAUUUUUUUUAAUAUCUUUCAGUUGUGUUUCUUUGAUAAGAUUUUUUCUGUAAUGAGGAUCAAAAUCUAACGAGUCAAAAAAAUUUGGUGGCAGAUACAUAUUAUUUAUUUAUUUAUUUUGAAUAUUAUUUUAUAUAUUUGGUUUAAUAAAAUGGCAGCAUUUAGUUAUUCCAAUGGUUUGUAAAAGAUUUCAUUUUUAUCCAUGUUUCUUUCAUAUAUAUUUCUGUUUAAAGUAUUCCUGAUUUUCAUCAAUUUUAAUUAGAUAUCGAACUUGUUCUAUUUAUUGCCCUCUAGAAAUCUAUUGAUUACUAAAAUUAUGGUUUUAUGUAUGUUUCCAUCAUAAGACUUCAUAUUUUUUUUAAGUUUAUAAUUUUGCAUAAAUUUUCUUUUGUAAAAGAAAUUUUUUGCUCCCAUUAAUACUUAAAAAUGAAGCUAACUAAUUUCUGCAUCCAGCAUUAAGUAUUGGUGGGGUUUGAUCCUUAAAAUUAAUAUAAAAUAUCUAAACAAAAGAAUCUAAGUUUUUAUGAAAUCUUAAUUGUAAAACAAACAUGUUUAAUGAAGAAAAUUAUGUUAAAGCUGUUGUAACUGAAUUAUUGUGUGAUAAAUAACAUUCCUUUUUCGAGAUUAUAUUUGCAUUUGAUGCAUUUACUUUGUUAAUAUAUCUGUUAUAGGUUUUAUUUUGAGAUUUUGAAAAUACAGUAUUAAAAAUU